Molecule: messenger RNA, 1564 nt
Organism: Perognathus longimembris pacificus (Pacific pocket mouse)
Lineage: Eukaryota; Metazoa; Chordata; Mammalia; Rodentia; Heteromyidae
Gene: Erich1
Product: glutamate rich 1
Exons: 7
Coding region: 66-1115 (349 amino acids)
Source: RefSeq, a predicted model, not a curated record
GAACAAGGAAGCGCCUUCUCCUGGAUCUCGAGCCCCGGGGCCGCGGGAUCGCCGCGUGAGCGGGCAUGUCCACACGGAGGGACGUGUUUGUUGAAAAAGUGCUGAAGAGACUUUUCCCUAAUGUUCCAAGUGGGCAAGAAAAAGAGACACUCCAAAUUCUGACCUCCGAAACACCACCUAAGAAAGUGAACUCUGAAAAAAGGAAACACAAGCAUGUUCAUCAUCUAACAGAUGGUGACAUUAAGAUCCAUCCUAAACAACGGCUCUAUACUGUGAGUUUGCCUCCUGAGGGUUAUGUUCCCUGUGAACCAGAGCCCAAGUGCACAAGUUCUGAGAAUGUUGCCAGUGCUGAUGACAUAGAAGCAGAUCAGGAUCCUCUUGUUCAACCAAAGAGAAGAAGAAUUAGAAAGCAUAAACCAAAGAAAAAACUUAAAAAUCCUAAUAAUGAUCAUUUAGAACAAGCAGAAUUAGAAGAACAAGCAGAAUUAGAAAAACAGCAGAGUCUUUUACAAGAAAAACUACAGUCACAGCACACAGAUGGGCCAAAAAUGAGCAAAAAUAAAAAGCGGAAGCUGAAAAAGAAACAGCAAAUGAGGAGGAAGAAAGAAGCUGGUUUGGUAAAGAAGGCUUCUGGUGUUAGUUUCUUGUACCAACCAGAAGAGAGUAGCAGUGAUCAGGAAGAACUGAGAGGAGCCCAAGACCCCUUUGAGGAGGGUGAGGAGGACCUCAGCGAGGAGGGCACAACCAAACAUGCCUCUCAAGAAUAUGGUGACAUUACCCACAAGGCAGAUAGUGUCCUAAACUUUCUGAAGUCAACACAAGAAAUAUAUUUUUAUGAUGGUAUCUCCAAAGACCCAGAUUCAACUGUGUGCAUGGAAACCACCAAGGAACUGCUACACUGCCUUGAGUCUCAUAGCAUGCCUCCCUCAGAUAUAUUCAUUCUGGACCACAUGAAAACACUGCUUCUUCUGCAAGACACUGAACGACUGAAGAGGGCUCUGGAUAUGUUCCCAGAACAUUGCAUGAUGCCCUCUGACCAUGCUAAAGUAAUUUCAGCUUUCUUUAAUUACUGGAUCACACAAAUCUUUCCUGAGAAAAACAGUGAACAAAAUUAGUGUAUCUCUUUAAGAAGAGCUAUAUGUAAUUGAAGAUGUAACGAGAUAUGAAAUGGACUGAGAGCUUAUUCUAUGUACAAAGAAAAUUAAGUUUCCAAUAUUUUCUUUGAAGCUUAAAUCCUGUAGAAUUUAAUACAUUGUUUAUUCCUGUGUUUGUAUAUAAUGGGUAAAAUGUCUUCUGAAUAUUUAAAUGAGAAUUUGGGGUAACAUUUAAAUUUUUUCACUUACUUUUACCUGUGUGUUUAUCUAGAAUUACAACAGAAAACUUGAUUUUUUUAUUCUUGUAAAAAUCAGAAGUUGACAUUCUGUUAAAUAAACUAGUUUGAACUUGUCAUAUAUUUUUAUAAAAUUGUAAAUCACCUUGUGGUUUAAAAAAAAUGUUUGUUUUAAGAAUGCCUUAUAGAAACCAGGCACUGGUGGUUUAUGCCUGUAAUCCUAGCUACUCGGAG